Messenger RNA from Podarcis raffonei (Aeolian wall lizard), 3007 nucleotides. RefSeq names its product vacuolar protein sorting 4 homolog B (gene VPS4B). Lineage: Eukaryota; Metazoa; Chordata; Lepidosauria; Squamata; Lacertidae. Gene Ontology annotation, molecular function: ATP binding; ATP hydrolysis activity. Gene Ontology annotation, biological process: vacuole organization; endosomal transport. Bases 194 to 1516 code for a protein of 440 amino acids. The transcript is spliced from 11 exons. The record is from RefSeq and is a predicted model, not a curated record.
UCCAGCCGGCUGUGGGAUUCGCUUGCGGAAGUAGCGUGAGGGGUUUUUUUUAAUCGUCGUUUGGCGGCGGCUUCCUUGUAUAGCCGGUAUACAGGCGAGAGGGGGGAGAAAAGCGCGAAUUGUCAACGUAACUUUGUCCUCUCUCUCUCUCCGUCUCCCCGGGAAAAACCGUCCCCGUCAGCCCCCGCCCAUCAUGGCGGCCACAUCCAACCUGCAGAAAGCAAUAGACCUUGCUAGCAAGGCAGCGCAAGAAGAUAAAGCAAGAAACUAUGAGGAAGCCCUCCGCUUGUAUCAACAUGCUGUACAGUAUUUUCUUCACGUUGUCAAAUAUGAAGCACAGGGUGACAAAGCAAAACAAAGCAUCAGAGCAAAGUGUACGGAGUAUCUAGACAGAGCGGAAAAGCUGAAAGAGUAUUUGAAAAAGAAAGAAAAAGCUCCCCUCAAACCAGUCAAAGAAUCUGGUCCAACUGAUGAAAAAGGGAAUGAUAGUGAUGGGGAAGGAGAAUCGGAUGAUCCUGAGAAAAAGAAGUUGCAGAAUCAACUCCAAGGUGCUAUUGUCAUGGAGCGACCAAAUGUCAAAUGGAAUGACGUUGCUGGGCUAGAAGGAGCGAAAGAAGCUCUCAAAGAAGCAGUAAUAUUGCCUAUUAAAUUUCCUCAUCUUUUCACAGGGAAGAGAACCCCCUGGAGGGGCAUCCUUCUGUUUGGACCCCCAGGAACAGGAAAAUCCUACUUGGCAAAAGCUGUUGCAACAGAAGCUAACAAUUCUACAUUCUUCUCCGUAUCUUCUUCUGACCUUGUCUCAAAAUGGUUGGGCGAGAGUGAAAAGCUAGUGAAGAAUCUGUUCCAGCUUGCCAGAGAAAACAAACCUUCAAUUAUCUUCAUUGAUGAAAUAGAUUCUCUCUGUGGCUCCAGAAGUGAAAAUGAGAGCGAAGCUGCCAGACGAAUUAAAACAGAGUUCUUAGUUCAGAUGCAAGGAGUUGGAACAGACAAUGAAGGAAUUUUGGUUCUGGGAGCUACUAACAUACCUUGGGUUCUAGAUUCUGCCAUCAGAAGAAGGUUUGAGAAGCGCAUUUACAUUCCCUUACCUGAGGAUCAUGCAAGAACUGCAAUGUUCAAGCUUCACCUUGGGACCACUCAGAACACCUUGACUGAAUCAGAUUAUCGAGAGCUGGGGAAGCGAACCGAUGGCUACUCAGGUGCCGACAUAAGCAUAAUAGUACGAGACGCCCUAAUGCAGCCGGUUAGGAAAGUUCAGUCGGCCACACACUUUAAAAAAGUGAAAGGACCAUCACUGUCUGAUCCAGACGUUCAAGUAGAUCUGUUCACUCCAUGUUCUCCGGGAGAACCAAGUGCCAUUGAAAUGACGUGGAUGGAUGUGCCAGGGGAUAAACUACUGGAGCCUGUUGUUGCAAUGGCGGAUAUGCUGAGGUCAUUAGCCAACACAAAGCCCACUGUGAAUGAACAUGACCUGGAAAAACUAAAGAAGUUCACAGAAGAUUUUGGACAGGAAGGCUAAUCCAAAGACCAUUGAGACCCUAAAUUUCUUUAUUUGGAAUUCUUGCCUCUUUAUUGCCAAUAAAUGAAUUGCGCCUUCCUUCCUUUCCAUAUGAACUGAUGAGCCAUUUGCAAGGACCCUUGAGCUUUUAUAUUAUCACUUUCCAGAAAUAUCUAUUAAAUGUCUUCUUCUGAGAGCAUGAUAAUGGGAUCUUGUGGCGAAGAAGAAGGAAAACGUGGUGAAAACACUUUAACAUGUAACAGCCCCUUUAGCUAUUGCAGUUUUUUAAGUUUGGAUUUCAGGUAAUUUAUACUAGUCCUAGUUUAUCAAUAUUAUAAAACUCCUAUAGACCAAAAACAGGGAUGGGGUAUUUGUGACAUUCCAAAUGUCAUAGAACUCUCAGCUUUCAUCAGACCUGGCCAAUAUUGGCAAUGGUCAGGAAUGAUUGAAGUUGUGGUUCAACUAUAUCUGAGGGUUACAGGUUCCCCACCCCAGCCUAAAAAACAAAACAAGUUGAGCAGAAGACACAUUGAUUGCCUGGUGUUUUCAGCGUCAGUCAAUUUUGUCUGCAAAGAAAUUCUCCAUUUGAAAUUAUGCAGCAUUUGGUAAUAUAUGUAGUUACAUGGGAGUUGAUUAUAAAGAAUAGCGAAAGAAAUUGGGGUUGGGAAGUGAGAAAGAAGAACUUGCAUUUUUAAAAAGGCCAGUACUUAACUGAGCGUAAUGGUGAACUGGUACUUUGUAUUUUGUUUUCUGCUGUGUGGUAUUCAGACAUUGCCUUAAAAGCAGCAAGCAUUGUUUUUAACACCAAUAGACACCUGUCACUGUGCAACCUACCAGAAAAUAGCUUAAAAAAUAAAUAAAUAUUUUGGAGGAACGUUUCCUCCCCCCUCCUGUUUUCAUGGAAUGUUUCUGUUGGGUAAGAAUCCAUGGACAACCCUGCAGACCACAUUUUAGCAAGCCAUCCAUUGAGGGAAGGAUAAUUCUGGACUCAUUUGCAAAGAAACUUUGGGACCAAGUAGGGAACGGCGUAGCAAACCUCUCUGAGGUGCCAAGGGAAGUUGGUCUUGUUCAGAGUCUACCUACAAAUGUCUAGCUUAUUAGUUCAAUAACUAAAUAUAUUGGGAAUGGGUUGACAUUUCUUUAAACACAGUAUAGGGGUAGUGCAUAUGGGUUCCCCGCCUCCCAAGGCCUUUGCUAAGAAUUAUUCAUCUUAGAGAAGUGCCUGAAUGUAACUUACAACACUGCGGUCACAGCACUGAGUUGUGCCUUGUAAGUUUGCCCCUGUUGUAGACAAGUGAUAAUCAAUAAUGUAACACAUUGCAUUAUUGUUAAUAGAAUUGUACCUUGUAGAUGCUUUGUGCUUUACAAGAUUUCUGAGUUUAUUAAGUACUGUAUGGUUACUCUCAUGAGAUUUGGUUUUGUUUUUCUGUACAUAUUCUGUGUACUUUCUGAAAUCAUAGGACUGGUAGAAAUUUGCUUAUGAAUGAAGUAAAAAGUUGCAAUACAACACUA